UUCCACUUCCUACGUCCACUCCUCCACUUCCUACGUCUACUCCUCCACCUCCGUACGAAGGAGAAGUUCAGGAAAACCUACGUACCAGUAGUACCAAUAUGACCUCAGGUACCGAAAUAAGGAACUCUGAUCGACCUACAAGUAGGAACGCUUCGCCGUUGCUACUUAGCCCUGCAAGUAGUGAAUAUGUAACAACUACCACUUGUGGUAGUAAUGGUAGCACUUACGCUGGUUCAGCUGCAGCAUCUGCUGCACAUGCUGCAGCUGCAGCAGCUGCACGUGCUGCACGGAGUCGGCGCGGCCGCCAUUCCUCCAUCAACCUGGACAACCUGGAUGGUCCCCAGGAAACGAUGUCGCCCUCGGACUUCAAGUUCUUGGGUGUGAUCGGUAAGGGCAGCUUCGGGCAGGUCCUGUUGGCCCGGCACAUCGCCUCGGGCAAGGCGUACGCAGUCAAGAUGCUGAGUAAGCGCGUCAUCUCGCGCCGUAAGGAGACUCAACAUGUACUCAGCGAGCGCUCAGUUCUCAUCAAGGUUCUUCACCACCCAUACCUGGUACAGCUUCACUACGCAUUCACCACGCGCCAUAAAAUAUUUUUUGUGCUGGACUUCGUUAAUGGCGGCGAGUUGUUCUACCACCUGCAGCGAGAACGCGUGUUCGUAGAACCUCGUGCGAUGUUCUACGCCGCAGAAAUAUGUUGUGCGCUCACCUACAUGCACACUAAGGGUAUCGUGUACCGGGACCUGAAGCCCGAGAACUUGCUACUUGACCGAGAAGGCCACGUUGUUCUCACCGACUUCGGGCUGUGCAAAGAAGGCCUUCAGAACAGCUCGUGUAGAACUGGUACAUUUUGUGGUACUCCGGAGUACUUGGCACCUGAAAUACUACUCAAGAAGCCCUACACUCGGGUAGUGGACUGGUGGACGUUGGGUGCAGUACUCUACGAAAUGCUCUACGGUCUACCACCUUUCUACUCCACCAACCAGAUGGUCAUGUAUGAAGCCAUCGUGUCGAAGCCGCUGAAGCUGAAGAACAGCGCCUCUGCCAGAGCAAGGAACUUACUUACAGGGCUGCUGAAGAAGGCCCCGGAGGAGCGGCUGGGCGGAGGCCCCGAGGACGGCGAGGCCAUCAAAGGCCACGAGUUCUUCCGCGCUGUGGACUGGGCCCUCGUAGAGCAGCGCAAGAUGAGGCCACCCUUCGUGCCCAGAGUCACCAGCGACACGGACACCCGUAACAUCGACCCGAGCUUCACACGGGAGCCGGUCCAGCUCGGUAGCAUCGGUUCCCCUGCGCCGGAACUUCGCGCGUCAGCAAAAUUGGCUGACGUUAACAUAAAUAAUAAUUUUAAUAACAAAAACAAUCCUUUUAAGGGCUUCAGUUACGCUAGACCGGACCUCGAGAGUGAAGUUAUUGAUCGAUGAUAUUAAUUUUAUGAAGGAAUGUAAAUUAAUGUUGUAAGGGACCCGCCAAAGGUUCUCAGUUUGCUUAUAGCUCAUUCUAGUUAAGGGAAAAUUAACUCAUUUAUCCUGAUAGAAGAAAAAUAACCAGAACCAAAAAAAAAAUAGUAAGCAAUAACCAGAACUAUGCCACAAAUAAGUACGGAUCAAUAUAUACAAAACAUUGCAAUGCACUGUGCACUGAGUAAUCAAGGAUAAAUAUUACAAAAAUAUCAAGGAUAAAUAUUACAAAAGAAAACUUCACAGAAAUUUACGUACCUUGCUGAUUUAACAGGUAAAUUUCUUUGUAUUAAAACAAUACCUACAAGAUAGAGAAAUAAAUUACAAAAGAAUGCUUAGCAAUUAAGACGCUUAACUCUUCAGAAACUCUUAGUGGAAAAUUAACGCGAAUUAAUUUCCUAUGGAAAUUACAUUAUAACUUCUUCACUACGGAUAUGUUACACACAAUUAAAAAACAUAAAUUACGUGUUUAUUUUGAAAUCCUUACAGCCGAGAGUAAAAAUUUCAGAGCAGUUAGAUGAAGAAAUGGCACAUGUAUGUUUACUACUACUAUGUAAAUUUCUUUGUGUACAAGGGUAAAUUAAAUUAAAGGGUUGAAUACCUUCACAAUAAGCUGUUAAAAAUAUU
Molecule: messenger RNA, 2081 nt
Organism: Hyalella azteca
Lineage: Eukaryota; Metazoa; Arthropoda; Malacostraca; Amphipoda; Hyalellidae
Product: serine/threonine-protein kinase Sgk2
Exons: 8
Coding region: 99-1418 (439 amino acids)
Biological process (GO): protein phosphorylation
Molecular function (GO): protein serine/threonine kinase activity; ATP binding
Source: RefSeq, a predicted model, not a curated record